AUGCAGCCAGCCAGAGAUGUCCCCCGCUUUGACCAACUUCAAGACUAUCCCCAUGCUGUGGCUGGACAUGCUGGGACCUUGUGCGACUCCGACGGCCAAGUUUUUGUCAAGCCCUGCACUCAGGCUGAAAUCGACUUUUAUGAAUUGACCAAGUCGAAGUAUCCCGAUUUUGCCGAUCUUAUGCCUUUGCAUAUCGGCAAUCUAGUGUUAAGUGGCCCCGGCGAGAUGGACAUUGGAGACAUCGGGGACGGCUUACAAACGGAUCCCGAACAAGUCCUUGCAACAAUCCAAGAGCAAGUCGCCAAUGCCGCCCGAGAAUCCCAAACCGAGGAUACCAUAACGUGGGUGCCUUCUCAAGGAAAGAAGAUUCAGACAAACAUGUCGGUCGUGCUUGAGAACCAAACCAAUGGUUUCAAGAGGCCCAAUAUUCUCGACGUCAAAUUGGGGACCCGUCUGUACGCAGACGACGCGCCCAAGCAAAAACAGCAGCGAUUUCAACAGAUUAGCAAAGAAACGACACACCACAAUCUUGGCUUCCGCAUCGCCGGCAUGCGUGUUUUCCGUGGGUCUCAAGAUCCUUCCGAAUUGGAUGAUAGGGAGUACAAGAACUACGACAAAGACUAUGGGCGAUUCACCGUCAACGAUGACAAUGUGGUCAAUGAAUUGAAGCGAUUCGUCUUCAACGAAGCUGCGGGUAUUGACGAGGACUUGGGCAAGGCCGUCUGUGCGACUUUUGCUAGAGAACUCGGUACAAUAAUCGAUGUCAUGUCUGAUCACAAUAUCCGCAUGUACUCGUCGUCACUUCUGUUCGUGUAUGAAGGCGAUGGCGAAGCGCUUAAAGACGCCAUCCGACUCAACACGGAAUAUGCAAAACGCUCGACCGGUCCUCCAGCUACCAAGCGAAUUGAUAGUGGCAUUGGCUUGGACGACGAGGACCAGGCUCUGGAGCAGUUGCCGCCGCCAGUACUUAAGCUCAAGCUCAUCGAUUUCGCCCACGCGACAUGGACGCCUGGAUCAGGCCCAGACGAAAAUACUAUCAAGGGAGUGAGCAGCUUGGAGGGGUUCUUUAAAGAAAUGGCAGAAUGA
Metarhizium brunneum ARSEF 3297 is the source of this 1086-nucleotide messenger RNA. It is a transcript of the gene ARG82, whose product is annotated as Inositol polyphosphate multikinase. Gene Ontology annotation, biological process: phosphatidylinositol phosphate biosynthetic process; inositol phosphate biosynthetic process. Gene Ontology annotation, molecular function: inositol-1,4,5,6-tetrakisphosphate 3-kinase activity; inositol hexakisphosphate kinase activity; inositol-1,4,5-trisphosphate 3-kinase activity. Gene Ontology annotation, cellular component: cytoplasm; nucleus. NCBI's taxonomy places the organism in Eukaryota, Fungi, Ascomycota, Sordariomycetes, Hypocreales, Clavicipitaceae. The record is from RefSeq and is a predicted model, not a curated record.